GAUUUCUUUCAGACUGGUUUGCAAGUGCAUAACAAAUACCGCAAAAUCCAUGAUGCACCGGCCUUGAAGCUCAAUUCUAAGUUAAACAGUGAUGCCCAAGCCACCGCUGAACGAAUAGCAUCUCAGGGAAGCCUUGUGCACACAGAUGAUACAGGAGGACAGGGGGAGAGCUUAGCAAAGUUUUGCACCCCUUAUGAGUUGAAUCCGGACGAGAUAAGUACAAGAGCGGUUGAUAUAUGGUAAUAAGUGGUCUAGAAUGGUACGAUAAAAAUGGAGAUUGUUUUCACUUUUGACUGUAACGAUCCAAGAGAAUUAUUUAAAAUUAAAGUAAUUCGCCCGAGCCGAAAAUCAGGUCAAACGGGGUUUCAAAAAUCCUUGAAUCGCUUUCAAGACCCGGUGAAUUUUUAAUCUUACCGGAAAGUCCAUUGCUCGUGUACCCCGCAAAAUUGUGUAUAACCAUAGUUUCCAGUUUCUCCUGGGUAUUUACAGUCGUCCCAAAAGAAAUUAAAGUCAAUGCUUUUGGAUUUUUUUUUUGUUUGUUGGGGGGGGCAGGGGGGUGGGGGAGGAGCGGGUUGGGGUUAAACCAGUUGUAUCAUCGCAAUGUGACAAUGGUGAAUUAAGCGUUGUGAAAAAAAAAAAAAAAGAAAAGAAAAAACGGCCAGUUUCCGGAUGACUGAAACAAAGUGAUGCUGAUCAGGAUGACUUGGAAAGGCAUAUUGUCUUUGAAAAGGGAGAAAAAAAAUUCAUUUUUAAAAACACCCUAUGACACGUAGCCAGGUCUUCCUGACCAUGGCGUACUAUCAAGUGUAGAAAUACUCAAUCGAAAUUGGAGGAUAAAAUGUUCCGUGUUAAAGUUUAUUAUCGGUAUUAUUAUUAUUAUAUUAUUGUUAUUAUUAUUAUUAUUAUUAUUAUUGUUUAUUUAUUUAUUUUUAUUUUAUUUUUUUUAGGUAUAAGGAAGUGUGCAAAUACGACUUUGACAAUCCCGGCUGGUCGCAGUCAACUGGACAUUUCACGCAGCUUGUCUGGAGAUCGACCGAGGAGGUCGGAUUGGGAUGGAGUAGUAAAGAAGAAAACGGCCUUACGUGCUAUUACGUAGCGGCGCGUUACUCCCCAGGCGGAAACAUCGACGAUGCUUCGCGAUUUAAAGAAAAUGUGAAAAAAGGGAGCUUUGAUUCAUCUUUUUGCGAAGCUGGUAAAAGGCGCUCGAAUAAAUGUUACGGAAAGAUGGUUGGUUUUCUUUUCAAAACUACGCUGAGACACACGCUUAGGGGAAGUCGUCAGAUAUCUAUCUGAAUGGUCAACAAAAGUUGGAUGCAUGAGAUUUUUUAAUAACUUUCUGGCAAAAGCAGGUAAUAUAAUCUGCUAUUCUCAGUAUCGGAAAUAAAACAAUUAUAUUUCCAUAACAAUGAAAGUCCCACAGUUCUUAGCGAAUUCUUUUGUCUUCUGGUUGCAUUUCUCAUCACUUUAGUUGUUUACUGACCUUCGGCUCUGAACCACUUGUUAACCGCCCGUUCCGAUCCACGUCCUUGCCUGACUUCAUCUCAAAAUUUUGCUCAUGUCUAAACUUUGAAAGUUAAAAUUUGGCAACUGGAACAGAAGGCAUUUAGGAUAGUUUUGGUUCCUUAAAGUCAGGACCUUCCACUCGAACCCGGCGCAACGAAAUGGUCACGUGUUUCACAAUCUUCACGUGAGCGAUAGUUAAAUUUGCAUCCCCGUCUAAUGAACAAGUGGUGAUAACGCCGAUACAUUUGGUUAAAACGAUAUUUCUCCGAGUCUGUUAUUCUCAUUGACAGUGUUAUAUCUCCAGAGCAGGAAAACAGUCUUUUGUCAGGAGCCCAUAAGAGGGAGCAAGCAUGCUACUACCAUGUACUCGUUCGUGUCAGCAGUUUAUUUAGUUAUUUAUUUAUUUAUUUUAUUUUUGGUUGGGGGUUGGGGGUUAGAAGAUAUUUUCCCCAAACCAGUAAGCAAAACCUUAAGUCCUAAAAUGGUAGUCUUGAUAUUUUAAUGGCCAUGGCGUUUACAGUUUUUACUUUUAGAUAUCUUGCUCUCCUAAUGCGCUCAUAGAGGGAGCGGGACUUCAACUGUCGCCGAAAAAACUACUUUAAAAUGUAUCUAAAAAUAAGCCAGUCCUGGUCCUAAUCGCUCUAGGUUAUGGACUCCUGCUUUUGGACGUUUUGUAUUAUUUAUUUUAGACGUUCUAUCUCUUACUGAAAUUAAAUACGCAUGUUUAAACUGUAGAAUUUAGGGUUUAAUCCACCAGAUGAUAAAGAAUCACCUGUAAACAAUAAGGAAAACAAAUAGUGAAGAUGAACGAAUAAGCCCAAUUUUUAUAACCAAAAGAGGUCAUUUACUUCGCCUUCCUACUUUACUAAUGACGUGACCUUUCAGUGGUUUCUAGAACUGAACUUGUGAAGCAACUAGUGAGAUUUUGGUCGGAGUAGUUGAUUGACAGUAUGGGAUCUAUUAUACCAAAUUUAAAUAAAGAAACUCAAGUAAAAAAUAAUUUUCUCGCUUACUUAUAAUUACUUUAGCUUAGUGUCACAGUAACUGUAGUUUAGUAAGACUGUUUGGUAUAUGAUAUAUUUAUGCGAAAACCAUCGAGCACGUCUCAUUUGCAAGCGAUCCAGCUUGCCACACGCACGCUUAAGUAUUGAACAAGAUUGCUAGUACAGCCUGAAACCGUGUUGGAUUCAAAGCGUUUUAAGCGCACAUGUGAGUUCAAGACUAAAUGAACGCUAUAAAAUGUUAGAUACCCCUUAAUCCAGAAAUUGAGUAAAGCAAAUUGCUCGCCGUCUUUUCGCACCUCCCUGACUAACAACUAGCCUGCAAAAAAUGAAAAAUGGAAAAAAAUGAACAAAGUAGAAAGUCUAGAAAUACAUAUAAUUAUAUAGCAAAAAAAAGGCGCCAAUCAUAGACCUUGUCACGGUUUUCGACGCCAUCUUGACGAGUAGGCAAAAGUGUGAGAAAUUAGAUAAUUCUAAUAUCUGAGUAGAAGUCAAUAAACAAUUUACAACAACAACAACAACUUACCACUUUCGUCAAAAGUUGCUUGAAGAAAUACCAGGCAGAUAACAUACAUUGUUGCUUAGUACGUUAUAACUGAGGUUAAAUGCUUUACGAAUCACUGCAAUUUAAUCACUGCAAUUUCUCACGCGUUUGCCUACUCGUCAAAAUGGCGUCGAAAACCGUGACAAGGUCUAUUAGGCAGGCCUUCGUUACAGUUAACAUUCAAUGUUAAAAGGGAGCAAAAAUAUGGUGGCUAGAGGAUACCGUCUCUUGUCCAAUUCUUCCUAUUUUCAGUUUAGAAAAGCGCCAGUUUAAUUAGCUUGUACGAUGAUCUAUGAACACUGUGCAACUAAGCUAAGCGAGUAACUUAAUAAUAAAAAAUAUUAGGAUAUAAUUAUCAUAAUGUUAUUAUAUGUGAAAAUAGUAUAUUAUCGCCACAUCUGCGUUUCCCGGUUUAAUACCUAUAGAGGAAUGUUUAAAAUCCUGCUACAUUUAAAUAUUUUUUUCUCUCCUUUUGAGGAGCCACAAUUUUUAUUUUCUAUUUAUCUCAUUGAUUUCAUUUCCUUUUAUUUUUCUUUUGGCUUCACACACAACAAAGACAAUGUAACCUCUUAAUUUGCCUGAUUGUUACGUACUGAAGAAGUCCCGUGUUUAACUGGUAUGUUUGGGGUGCUGUUGAGAUAGUGAAUUUGAUCACAAGCUAUCACCAGUGAGUCACUUCAGGCAGGUUAUUAUUAGUUAUAUCUAUUCGGGCCAAGCACAGGCAUUAAACAAAGGAACACUCCAAUGUUGCUUAUAUUUUUUGCGCUGGUAAUAGGUAAGUUAUUUGAUUACGGAGAGAGAUUUCGACGUUUUGAACCUUGACUUAUAACACUGAUGAAUCUAAUGAAUGAAACCUUUCAUCAGGUUACACCAAAAUGUUUCUUAGUUAAAGCAAAUUACGGAUUAGGAAGAGUAACUAAUCCAUUAGAGAAGGGAAGUUUACGGAUGAGUGCACAGGAAAGAACACAUUUCAGAAUGCAACUAAUUUCUGAUAAACUUAGGUUCUUUGUACAACCUUGUUUGACCAUCCAAUCUCAAAAAAGAUCAAUUAACUAUAUAAAUCUAUUUGUUUUAAUUUCCUUAGGAGAAAAAUUGUCAAAUUCAAGCCAGUAAACACAAUUAAUCUGGAAGAAUCAUUGAUUUUAACAUGACUUACUUCGUUAUAGAUUCCAUUCCUGUAAGGAGUUAUUCUUAUCAGCAAAGAAUCUGACUUCUCUGUAUAACUUUAUUCACAGUUAAGUAGUGUGACCACUAAUGGCUUAGCGAUCACGGUUUGGGCCUUAGCAUUUCGCGAAGCAUUUAACCUCAGUUAUAACGUACUAAGCAACAAUGUAUGUUAUCUGCCUGUUAUUUCUUCAAGCAACAUUUGAGGAAAGUGGUAAGUUGUUGUUGUUGUUAUAAAUUGUUUUUAUUGACUUCUACUCAGAUAUUAAAAUUAUGCUUUCGAGAGGCUGAAUCUUUGAGUUAAAGUUGUUGUGCAUCGAUGAUUUGAAAGUUAUGUCUAGAGAAUACUUGAGUUUUUUAAUUUACCUAUUUCAGUGUCGUAGCCAGGAGUGUGAGAACAGGCAAAAGGGCUUUAGAUCAAGGGUCUGUGGUGUGGGAUUGGGACAUUAGCCAUGGUGUGGUGUCUCGGACCAAAAUGAGACAUAAACAGUAAAUACCAGAAGAAGGUGUGGGCUGACGGAAAUAACAGUAAAUCUGUUUCGUGGGGGGGAGUGGCGGGGUUGGGUUAUACACUUUGAGCUAUUUUUGGGUUGUUGCACGUGCUUUCACUCACAUGACCUUUUUGGGGGAAGCUGUUUGGAGGGUAUGAAAUAAAAACUUAAAUUUUUAUUUCUUUGCCUCAUGAUACUCUAGCCAAAAAUGCAUAGCAUAAACUUUUUGACCACGAAAGUGGAAAUCUGAGCCAAGUAUAAUUCCAAACUUGAGCUGGUCCUUUAAUAAUCAACAAUUUUUUUUUUUGUUUUAGUUGGCAUAAAAUUUACCAUCAAAGGUAGCGGCGAAAUGGAUUUAAAUAAAUUUGUGAUUGAUAUUCAUGUGGAGGGGGUUAAUAACACAAGUACAAAGACAUUACCAACUGCAACGCCGACAAAUGUGCCUACACUAGGGACCAGGACUACAUCACGGGCUACGUCGUUAACCAAAGCAAUCGCUUCAGCUUCAAGUCAUCAACCUUCACCGACAAUACUGCUUACAAACAGUACUAGUCCAAGACCCACCUCUGCACCUACAAGUGCUGCAGCAUCAACAAAAUGUGUCAGAACUAUCAACACUGGUUGCAGAAUAACACCGGUUCCAGAGAAAAGGGCAAGUUUUACUCCGACAACAUCCAUACCAUCAGAUGACCCGUCAAAUGAUAAAGAACCCAUAAACAGUAAGAGAAGUAACUUCUUUUUUGAUUCUUUAGAGCGACUUUUACAGGGCCUUUUAAAAUGGCUUCUGUCAAGGUUUGUUAUUUGCUUUAUCAGCCAAUGGAUGAGUGGAAUUUGGUUGUUCGAAUAAAUUCAACAGCAUGACGCCACAGUGUCAUCAAAUUAAGUCAUUGUGUCAAUUAAGGUACUCCUACAUGUUGGAAAAGUAAUGUAAUUAUGGUAGCCGUCUCAAGAGGGGCUUUGAAGACAUACAUUGGAGACUCUUAAGCGUUCCCCCACGUCCCAAGAAGCAAAAAGAUGCCCAGUCUAAAUAGGGUUUAGGCAAAUGAAAAAAAACACUUUAUUUCUUGGUCCAUAUUGUAAGUUUUGGAUUUUCAGUUUUUUUUUCUAUUCAGAUAUUUUUGGGCUCAAGGGUAAGGAGUACAGGGAUGUAAAUUAAUGAGAGAGAAAAAAAACCAGGCCUUUUUCUCACAUUAUAAUUACGGAGCUCGAAAUCGUUUUAAGUUAAAGCAAUUGAUCAAACCAACCUCUAACUUAGUAUCAUAUCUAUGAGGUUGACUGACGUGGACGAGCGGGAAAGGAUAUUUAGCGGGUCUUAUAUAUAGGAUAAUUAACUGCCCUCCAGAUUGUCCAAUCAAACAGCGCACGACUAUUGAAAUCAAAGUUCGUAGGUGUUUUUUUUUUUUUGUAAUUUGUUUGUUUGUUUUUUUAACUGAUGGGGUCCAUUUUCUUGCAUUUACUAUAGACGGCCAUGUAUAGUAGUAAUACAAUAGAUAUUUGGCUAGGAAAGAAACAUUUCAGACAGUACGUCUAUAUGGAUUCUCCUUCUCGUAUUUGACCUACGGCUGUUCAACAGACAUUAUACUUUGUUUAAUUCAUAACAUUCAGUUCCAGAUUUAAGUAGCAUGGCAUUGCAGUUGCAUAACUACUACCGCUCAAUACACGAGGCACCGCUGUUAAGUCUUGAUAGCAAACUUGAGAAAGAUGCUCAGGAAUACGCCGAAAACGUGGCGAAGGAUAAACUCUUACGACCAGAACAAGACUUUGUACUCGCAUCCAAGAAUGAAGGGGAAAAUCUGGGCUUUAGGUGCUCAAUUACAAAACCUGACCCUGCUAAGGCAUUAAGGCAGAUAAUGAAGCGCUGGUAAGUAAAAAAAUAUAUUGUUCUUUUCCGGCUGAUGUGAUAGAGAUGGGUUGUCUAAAUGUCGACGAAACACAAAACUGAGACCAAGAAUAUAUUUUAUAGUUUGGUGAUGUCUAGUUGGAUAAUUUGGAAGUUAUGAACCCUACCAAACCCUUACCAAAUUCUGUUAACUCUUCCUGUUAAGCAUAGUAUUUUGUAAUGAGUCGUUUAUUGACUGCAUUUUGUCGAUACAAAAUUAUGAGUUGCGACUUCGGAUUUGGAAGAGUCUGUCUCAUUAUGUACGUCAGCAAUAGUAUGAGGUAUUAACCUUGACUGCGGCACCAGGACAAUUGGAAUCUUCCUUGAAAUACUGUUUUGGUCUAUGAUAAUGUAUGAUAAUGAAUGUGAAACAAAGGAAAUGGAACUUCAACUCAGAAAAUGUAUCAGCCUCAACGUAGACACCUGGACACUCCUUAACUGCCCUCUAAGGUGCUUUUCUUUAUCGGCCCAGUUUUUUCUUGUUAUAAUUAUAGGUAUGACGAGGGGUGCAAGUACAACUUCAAGACUCCUCCAUCAGACAAAUACAGUUACAGACACUUCACGCAAAUGACUUGGCAAGGAAGCAGGUCCCUGGGCGUUGGAAUAUCAUAUGGAAACGUCAAUAACUUGCAAUGUCUGUAUUACGUUGCCAGGUACAGACCUCGAGGGAACUUAGGGAAUGCAUUGCUCUAUGCACAUAAUGUCAGAAAGGGUGCUUUUGAUUCAAGUUUCUGCAAACCAGUUCCAAGCCAACCUCUCGCUCAAGAAGCUGUAUUAAAAAACUGACCGAUAACGAGAAGGGAAAUUUAGACUGGUGGACUCGCCCUUUAUGCAAACAGAGAGCAUGCGAGUCACUGGGUAACCCUGGUAGUGCUAAUUAUUAAACGUCGAUCAUACAUAUCGGAUAUGCGUUAAGUCGAAAUAAACUACUUUAGUAUGGAUAUUUUCUAUCCAUUGGUUGUUAAGAUUUUCAAAUUAACGCUCGUCGGGGCUUCAUUGCGGAAGCCAGUCUUCAAAGAAAACCUUGUAACGACAGGUUCACGAUACUGAAAGUAUAUUGACGAUAGAAAACAUGUGAAUAUCAAUUUUGAGGAGCGAAAAGAAGAAAUCAAUGUGGCCAAAGAUCGACACAAUCUUUCCUGGAAGGGUUUAAGAAAUAUCAGUAGUUAAAAUUUCCUGCAUGGGUGGUCUUCAAUUUACAAUAUGGAGCCUAUGAGGUGUUUAAAUUAACAGGUAAAUAGAUAAUGUCAAGUCAUGUAAACAGUGCUGAAAUAAACAGGUGUAUUUGUAGCAAGUGUCUGUUGUUAUCAUUACAUUUUAAGUUGAAAAAGUUUUAAAAAUACAAGAAAUUAUACUGUUCACAGCAGAAAAGUAUUUUUAUUGCAAUGGCCUCUUUCAACUUGGAUUAUAAAGAAGAACAAAAUUAGGGUUAGCGAAAGAAAAUGGAGGUUUUAGAGAGUUCGUAGGACAUAACGUUUUCAUUUCUUAACGCGAUGGUCCUAUCUUCUUCAUAUGGAAUAAAUGCGAGUUUGAAAAAAAAAACAAACAUUGUCAAACAAAAACAAUCCAAAAGUCUUCAAACAAACUGAGCAAUUACGCAGUUUAAUUAUAUUUUUGGCUUGGUCGGUUUGUCAGUGGCAUGAAACGGACACUAGAUUUCAUUGUUGAACUACUUGUUACUUAAACGGCAAUGGUUUUUUUUUUCUUUUUCUGCCUGCUGUUGGUUUAAAAUUAAUAGAAAGAGGCAGGGGCAGAAAUUAAAGCAGAGGCAGAGGCCGUAGAGGCAGAGAAAAAGCAUGCGACCUGCUACUAUCUCCAAAAAUACUAUUUUGUAUGAAAAUGAGCUGGCGAUUUAGGAAGAAGGGGAAAUUUGACCUCAGGUUUAGAAAUGUACAAUUUAAUCGGUUAUUCCACAAUUUUUCCGAAAUUUGAUAUAUUAACCCUAGUUUUAAGCGUUUUGUUGGUACCACUAGCACAUACCCGACUAUAGGCUGGCCAGGUUAGCAUACAUUAUUCAGUUCGGUGAGGGUGAUCUAGCCGAGGGUAGUACCAGAUUUGAUACAUUAUUUUCCAUUUCUACUUUGGUCAAAACUACGUACGUUACACUCUCUGUUAGUAAUAGUAGGAGGUUUCCAACGAGUUGUGAAUAGCUCAAAGCAUGUCGCAGUAUUUUCAAACCUGGUUUAUUAUCGACAACACAUUAACAAAAGGAAUAUAAGCCUUGGUACUGGUUCAGUUACUCAACAAACAUUAUGACUGGUGAUUAUGUUAUGUGUUUACCAAAACCAGCUGCAAGCAGAAUGUUCUGUGAACUGUGAUAAGAUUAGAAGCUGGACAAGAUUCCAGGUAGGUAAACGUCUGUAAACUGCAUCACAACAUUUAAGUUACCGUAACAAAUUCCAUUUAGCUAUACCAAAACUGAAGUUGAAAUUGAUUUAGUUCAGUCAAUUGUUUAGGCUUCGCAAAACGAGCAAUAUUAACAUAGACGACAAACAAAGUCACUAAUUAUAGACACUACCGUAUCUACGGCCAUAAAUAAAGAUAUGAUGUCUUAAGUAGCCAAGAAAACUUUUUUUUUUUUUUUAAAGGUACCUAAAACGGUACUUGAUAUACUGAAACCAUAUACCAUCUAACCUAUUUAAGAUUCCGUGCCAAGGGACACUUUACCGUUUGUUGAUCUAUGGUAAGUGAACUUCCAGUCUUUAGGACAACCUAGAUGACAAAAGAGAGCCCUGGUAUCAAUUUUACCAAUUUUUUUUUUCCUCCCUACUUUUUUUCCAGGUGGGAGGAAUCUUUGUUGAGUACGCACAGAAAUGUUGGCUGUUAACCUAGCAAUAAUUUCUUUGUACGUAGUAUUCACCAUUUAUGCUGAUGAUGCAGGUACGAAUAGCUUAAAAGUAAGCUUAUGCUGCUACAAAACAAGUCCAAAAACUAAACUUUCAACUUUAAAAACGAUCCUUUUUUUCCCUUUUAUAUUCUAGCUUAUUUCAAAACAAAACAAUGAUAUUAUUAAUCAUUUUCUGAAUUUCACGACGCUUCAUGUAGACUUUUAAGGUACCAACAAGUGCUUUAUUUUUUCGAGAAGAAAUUUGGAAAUUUUGUUUGAGGCUAACUAUAAAAGAGAACCGCACUUGCAUAUCUUGAGCCAAAAGUGAGGAAGAGAGAUUUGUCGCGCUUGUCAUAAAAAGGGCCAUGCCAUGAUGAGUCCCACAAUUUUCAGUCAAAGCUUGGCUGAAAUUUUUACUAACUAUUCCUAAUCAACUGCUUUCGUACUUGUAUUUGUAAGAGAAAGAUCUCAGAUUAUUUACAAGGGAAACAAAGCAUGAUGGGGCCUGGUUUUGGUCUUUUACCCACAACACAGGAGUUUAACUUGAAAAAUAAAACAUAAGAAAUAAUAAAUUUUUAGAAAAUAACGUGAAGUAAGAAAACAACAUCUGCAUUUAAAGGGAGUAGUGUGAAUUAGACGUUACUUAAAAGCUUUAAAACUGCUGCCCCCAGAAAUGCAAUGUGCAAAAACAAGUUAACGACGUUCAAUAACGUUUUGGUCUGAAAAUGGAUAUUGGCACAUUUUGGACUGCAUGGGAUAGGUUUUCAAGGAAACUACGGGAGUGUAUAAACGUUCUUGUCUUUUCAAUUCCAAAUGAAUAAGGAAGAAAUAUAAUGCGCGAAUUUGAAAUGGAUCUUUUCGUUGACAUUAUAAUCUAAGUAGUUUUAGGUCUGAAAACGGGUCUGGAUUUUAGAGACCAGGUCUGAAAACGGGUUUGGAAUGUUUUUUUCUUUUGUCUGAAAUAAAGUUUUAAGAACAGGUUUGGAGAGCACACCCCCACCAAGAUUUCCCAGGAGUAACCCCGUGAUAAAUUAGCUGUUGUUAGCCUUUUUAACAUUACUUACAUUGCAUUUUAUUUUGACGUUCUUAAGUUCACCCACUUAAACGAUCAGAAUUGACUAAAAAGGACAAGUUCAGCAUAACUGGAGAGGUAACUACGCAUGGAAAUAAAGCUGAACUAAAUAUUCAUGUGGAAUCCAUGGACUCAAAGGCCAACCAGAAAAAAUUAGAGAAGGCUCAAAACAGCUUAAAAUCGACCCAAAAGCCGCCUAAUUCUAUGCCUCGAGGUAGCCCGACUUCGCCAGUAGGAAACACAGCAGGUGCGGUUACCACAAAACAGGCCAUCAUAUCUCCCUCGAAGAAAACAACAAAGUCAGCGAAAGUAAAUUCAAGUAAAGGUCAAAGUACGACACAGGGAGGUGUCUUAUCAACUAAAAACCCACCUUUACCUGGAAAACAAAUAAAACCGACGAGCCAAGUAACAAACUCAGCAACCUCCAGUCAGGUUACUUCGUCAACAAGAAUUCCCGUCAGCCAAAAACCUAAUAGCGGGACUAUCCAAACGUCAAAGAGUAGUUCAGCGUCGUCAACACCUAGCAAGAAAGUUAAGUCAAUAGGGAAUACAGCAGCAGCAGCUUCAAAUCAAAAUAAGGCCACCCCAUCCCUAAAGCCACCCAUUAGCAAGAAACCUAGCACUACCAUUGGCCCCACCUCACAGAAUCCUGCGGCUGCAAACAAACAACCCUCCGCAACGGGAAACCAAAACCAGGUGACCUCACCUUCGUUGAGUAAAGCAAAGCCAUCAGGAAAGACAAUGCAAACCACAUCGAAAUCCAAACAUCAGCAACCAAGUAAUGGUCCUGGCCCUACCAAAAAUACGUCUUUGAAUAAGCCGACAUCAAUGAUGACAAAUGGAGCAGGCAUAACACCCCCAAAUAACAACCCGUCCUCACCGACGUCACAAAAACCCAGUCAAAGGCCUGUUUCGACCAAACAGAGUCGUUUCAUUUCGACUCAAAAACCGACAGUUGGCCAGCAAAACACGCCGACGGCGAAAGUAAUUUCUAGAGUAGGAAAUGCAGCAACAAAACCAGUUAAUUUACCUACCCCCACUAAGCCAAUUUCAUCAGGAAAACCAUCUGGUAGAGCUCAGGGAAAAGCAUUCCAAGUGACACCAAAACCUACUAAAAACGCUGGGCCCAUUUCACAAGGUGGUGGCAAGCCAACUACAAAUCCGCCUUCUAAAGGAAACCAGCACAAGCCUACCAAUGUACCCAGUAAACCAAUCUGGAGCAAGAGCAGUCCAACUCAAACGAAACCCGCAAGCAUCCAGCCUGGAAGCUUUAAAACUUCUACACAAGUCCCACCUACUUCUGGACUAGGGAGUAACCCACCGACUCAGAAACCAAAUCAAGGUAAAGGUACCACAGCAGUGCAACCUUCUGGUUCUGGAAAGGCCGUUCAAGUUACAUCAAAACCUAUGAUCACAUGUAAGUAGUACAAGUUCGCAAUGAAUCUCAGACCUGAUACUGACAUAAUUUGUUGUAGCCCUUGUCCCUUAAAGCCUGGUAGUUUUUCUACUUAGGGGCAGCUUCCAUGUAAGAAUUAAGAGAAGACGAGAGUUAAACUCCAUCUGCAACAAAUCUAUAUCUCAACAUCCCACACUAUUAUUCUAAUUGCUUGCCUAACUCAACAAUCAUAACCCACACUUACCAAAUCUUUCCCGUUUUUGCAGUUUCAAAAGCGGAAAAAAUGGCCCUGGCAGCACACAACGCCUUUCGCAAGACACAUCUGUCACAGCCGAUGAAACUCGUCCAGGAUUUGGUCUAUGAAGCACGUACAAUGGCCGAAAAACUUGCUAGUGAAGAAAGCCUCACUCAUCAAGCGACCAAUGUUCUCAAUAAAGAGAACGAAGGCGAAAGUUUAGCAAAAAUAUGCUCCAAAAGUAACCUGUUCAAUCCACAUAGCAUAAUACAACAUGUGGUCGAGGCCUGGUGAGAAAACUAUUAUCUUUAACUUUCUUGCUCGUUUGUGUCGUUAUCGUUAAGAGGAAAAAUAGAGCUAAAAUCAGCUCCCAUAAAUUAACCCCAUGGUAAGAAAUGGAGGGCUUUUACGCUGUCUCUAAGCAGCUAACCUUGGUCGUCAUCUAAACUUCGUCACUACUAUAAAGUAACUAAGUUGAUUAACUUCCUUUAAUGGGGUAGCUGACCAAUCCUAUUGCUUUCCCAAAUAUUUUGUACCUUUCAAUGCGUGAGGUGUAAUAAACCCCAACUAAACAAACCUGAUAGUUAAGUCUAUAAAAAACGUGGAGGUUAAAGCUGACUCGUCCCCAGUCGUCUCUAAGUUGUCUCUAGUCAUUAAUUAUUUACUAGGGAAGCGCUUGGGUUACGCGCGCGGGAAAGUCAUCCACUUUGUUAAAGAGCCCGUUCUAGUCCUCCACGCCGAAUACUAAUAAUAAUGAGAGAUGAGUGGGGACGAGUCAGGAGGUUAAAGUGGGUAAUCACAAUCAAAGAGCGCAAUUUGUUUCCAAGUAUCUGUGAAACCUUCGACUUUCGAUUAGAAUCCAACCUUACUACUAUCUUAAAGAGAUUACAAAGGUGGUUACUGUGACAUUUAGUACUAAAUCUUGUUUAAAAUUAUGAAAGAAUAAUGAUAAUAAUAAUAAUAAUAAUAAUAACAAUGAUAAUAAUAAAUUAAUUAUAAUAACAGUAAUAAUAAAAUAUUAGUCUGAACAUUUUUUGUGAAAUGCAAAGGUUUAAAAAUAAGAAUUUGUUGUUAUCCUUUAGGUAUGCAGAGGUCUGCCGCUAUAACUUUGAAGACCCUGAUCCAGCUUCCAAAGAAACUGCGCAUUUCACACAACUCGUGUGGAAUGCUUCAAAUGAAUUAGGUAUCGGGGUUGCUCAGAAGGAUGUUAACGAUGAACAUUGUUGGUUUAUUGUAGCCCGCUAUAGGCCCCAAGGAAACAAAGAUGGCAAAGAAGAGUUUAAGCGAAACGUCAAAAAAGGAACUUUUGACCCCAUUGUUAACAACUGUGUCUCUAUCUCGGAUGAGAUGUGA
Molecule: messenger RNA, 13465 nt
Organism: Porites lobata
Lineage: Eukaryota; Metazoa; Cnidaria; Anthozoa; Scleractinia; Poritidae
Source: the annotation of a GenBank genome assembly